AUGGCUCCACCGCCCCCAUCGAACUUGCCUUUGGCCGAGAGGCUGAAGAACCUGGCUCAGACUCUACAGUUUGCUUGGUUUGCUGGGCACGUCACACUGCUGCUCUCCGUCUUCCGCUACCUCCUGUCCUACAUCACCUUCAACUACUACUCGUCCUCGGCCCAGGUGUCCUACCGCUUGGCUUUCCUUUCGGCUGCUGUAACAUACGGUAUCGUGGUGUACAAAGGACACAUUGCCCGUGGUCGUCUUCAGGGUAGUGUCCCGAACAUUGUGGUGAAGCUCGCUGGUGAUGAAAAUGUCCAGUAUCUUGGAAUGGCGAUUGUCUGGCUCUAUUCCCGCCAGGUCCCAUUGGCCCUUCUCCCCUUCAGCGUCUACUCGAUCUUUCAUGUUGCGACAUACUCUCGGGCCCACCUGAUCCCUACCCUGCAGCCCCCCGCCCAGGGCACCGCCGGGCCCGCGUCGCCCUCUUCUCCUGGUGCUGCCAAGCCUGCUUCCAGUCCUUUGGCAGAUACCAUUGGAAGAUUCGUCAAGCAGUACUAUGAUACCAGCAUGGAUCUUGUCGCUGGGCUCGAGAUGGUGCUGCUGUUCCGCCUGGCUUUGGGAGUUCUGACCUUCUCCAAGGGCAGCAUCCUUCUCUUCAUCAUCUACGUGGCCUUCUUCCGCGCGAGAUAUACUCAGAGCUCGUUCGUCCAGCAGGCCGUUCGCCACUUCACCGCCCGCGUGGAUGCUUCGGUGUCCCACCAGAGCACUCCCCCCGCGGUGCGCCAGGGAUGGGAGACCUUCAAGGGUGUUGUUCGCCAGGCGUAUGAGAGCACCGAUCUGGGCCGUCUGACCUCCGGAGCUCCGGGCAAGAAGCCGCAAUAA
Molecule: messenger RNA, 864 nt
Organism: Aspergillus bombycis
Lineage: Eukaryota; Fungi; Ascomycota; Eurotiomycetes; Eurotiales; Aspergillaceae
Exons: 4
Coding region: 1-864 (287 amino acids)
Biological process (GO): membrane organization; endoplasmic reticulum tubular network organization
Cellular component (GO): membrane; endoplasmic reticulum
Source: RefSeq, a predicted model, not a curated record